Messenger RNA from Suillus subalutaceus, 660 nucleotides. RefSeq lists its product as uncharacterized. Bases 208 to 486 code for a protein of 92 amino acids. The record is from RefSeq and is a predicted model, not a curated record. Lineage: Eukaryota; Fungi; Basidiomycota; Agaricomycetes; Boletales; Suillaceae. The transcript is spliced from 2 exons.
CGGUGAUCCCCAGUGAACCGGUUAUCUGCGAGAUGUGGUAGACCUUCCAGCUCGGGAAUUCGGCCAGCAUCGUGAAUUGAGGUUGAACUCCCAAAAAGUUCCACGGACGGGUCAACAUGUGUAGUUAACCACGAACUAGUUUUAUUUGUCGAUCGUCAGUCACAAGCAGCAGUGUGCCGUUCAAGUCCUUGAAAUACCCUGCUCACCAUGUCUGUCAAACCGAUCACAUCUCAUAGCCAGUUCAUUUCCAUCAUGAUGGAGGAGGGGAAGACUGUCAUCGUAGACUUCGUGUCCGAAAGUUGCCCUCAUUGCAAAGCCAUCGCCCCCACCUUUGAUGAGCUCGCAAGCAAGUUCUCGUCGGACAAGGUCGAAUUUUACGUCAUUAAUGCCGAAAAACUCGACGAUAUCAGCUUCGAAGUUGGUGGCAUAACGAGCGUAAAUAUCGGAUGUCUUUGCACACAACAAUCACCUUGCGCUGACUACUGAUCUGUAUGGCUGCUCAGUAUCCUACAUUCAUCGCAUUCAAGGACGGCAACAAGAUGGAGGAAUCCACGUUUGGUGCUGCUCGCGAGAGGCUGCAGGUGCGUUUAUACUAUUAGUCUCUUAGCAUUACGAAUCGAAACCCAUUUUGCCCACCCAGAAAUUUGUGGAGAAAUACUG